AGACUGCGCAGGCGCCCGCAGGAUCCGGAAGGCGCAGCUGGGCAUUUGAAGCGAGACGAGUUUGGGAGGGUACUUGGCCCCAGGGUCUUGGCACUGGCAGCCGCCAUCACCCCUAGGCUUCGGAGACGGUCGGGUCGGCGGUGCUCCCACCACUUUGCAGACUUCUGUGAAUAUUAAAUUACCACUUCAUAUGAUGUCAAGAAACUUGGAAGCAUCUGUUUGUCAAAUGACAGAGCCUAAUUUUGAAAAAGAUGAAGUCAAGCUUCCAUCACACGAUUCUUUAAGAACUCCUGGAGGACAUCAUAACCAUCCUAAUUUCAGAUUGAAAAGUCCAGAGAAUGGAAAUGGAAACAAUUUUUUGCUUUGUGAGCAAACCAGACAGUAUUUAUCUAGACAGGAAGACAAUUCAGUAUCUUCAGAUGCUGGUGGCAUCAAUGGAGAAGUGGUCGGAUCCAAAGGAAACAGAAAGACAGGGAACUCGGUGUCACCAUUAAGUGUUGAAAAUAAUUCAUCACCUAGAGAAAUAAAACCUAAGCCUACCAAUAAUGUGCCUCCUGUGAAGUCCAAAAAAUCACACCACUUUGUUAAGAAUUCCUUGUCCAUAAAUAAUCCAGCGCUUUUCAACUCUUUACGACUUCCUUUUCGGUCAACAACUUGCCAUCGCUGUGGCCUGUUUGGGUCACUGAGGUGCUCUCAGUGCAAGCAGACGUACUACUGCUCCACUGCAUGUCAGAGGAGGGACUGGUCCACCCACAGCAUUGUGUGUAAACCUGUCCAGCAAAAUUUUCACAAAUUUGAGGAGAAUAAAUCACCUUUUGAAAUGAAUGUGGAAGUGAAAAAUGAGAGCAACUGUCCACCUGGAGUUACUAAAGAAAUAGCCAUCGCUGCUGAGAAAAUAAUGUUUUCUGAUUUGAAAGGUUUACAUCUCAAGAAAACCAUGGAAAUAAAGGGUACAGUUACUGAAUUCAAACACCCAGGUGACUUUUAUGUCCAGUUGUAUUCUUCAGAAGCUUUAAAACACAUGAACCAACUCUCUGCAAGCUUAAAAGAAACAUAUGCAAAUAUGGUGCAUGAAGAAGAUUAUAUUCCUAUCAAGGGGGAAGUUUGUGUUGCCAAGUAUACUGUUGAUCAGACCUGGAACAGAGUAAUGAUACAAGAUGUUGAUGAGCUACAGAAGACAGCGCAAGUCUUGUAUAUUGAUUAUGGAAAUAAAGAAAUAAUUCCAGUAAACAGAAUUCACCAGCUAAACAGAAACAUUGAAUUGUUUCCUCCUUCUGCCAUAAAGUGCUUUGUGGCCGGUGUUACCCCAGCAGAGGGUACUUGGAGUGAUGAUUGUAUCAAAACUAUUAAAUCACUGUUGAUGGAGCAGUACUGCUCUAUAAAGAUUGUCGACAUCUUAAAAGAGGAACUGGUUGCCUAUGCUGUAGAUGUUAUGCUGCAAAGUUCAGGAGAAUUCUUAGACCAUAUGCUUGUAGAAAUGGGAUAUGGUUUGAAAGCCAAAGGACAAAAUUCUAAGAAGCAAUGUACAGGUCAAAGUGAUCCUGCAGAUGUUGGAAUGAUGACCGCUGAAAACAAAAUUGCUGUAGACAGAAGUGACCUAAUCCCCAAAGUAUUAACUUUGAACGUAGGCGAUGAGUUUUGUGGUGUGGUUGCCCACAUUCAGACACCAGAAGACUUCUUUUGCCAACAACUACAAAGUGGCCGUAAGCUCGCUGAACUUCAGACUUCCCUUAGUGAGUACUGUGGUCAAGUGUGUCCACGGUCUGACUUUUACCCAACCAUUGGGGAUAUAUGUUGUGCUCAGUUCUCAGAGGAUGACCAGUGGUACCGUGCCUCUGUUUUGGCCUAUGCUUCUGAAGAGUCUGUACUGGUUGGAUAUGUUGAUUAUGGAAACUUUGAGAUCCUGAGUUUGACAAGACUUUGUCCUAUAAUUCCAAAGUUGUUGGAAUUGCCAAUGCAAGCUCUAAAGUGUAUGCUGGCAGGAGUAAAGCCAUCAUUAGGAAUUUGGACUCCAGAGGCUAUUUGUCUCAUGAAAAAAAUUGUGCAGAACAAAAUGGUCAUGGUGAAAGUGGUGGACAAGUUGGACAGCAGUUACCUGGUGGAACUUAGAGACAAAUCUGUGACACCUGUCAUCAGUGUUGCUAAAGUUCUCAUAGAUGCAGGCUUUGCUGUGGAUGAAAAGGAGACAGUCACAGAUAAACCUAGUGUUCCCCUGAGUGCAGAAGGAAAAGUAAAUCCAGUGGAGUGGACAUGGGUUGAACUUGCAGUUGACCAAACAGUAGAUGUUGUAGUCUGCACGAUGUAUAAUCCUGGAGAAUUUUAUUGCCAUAUCCUUAAAGAGCAUGCCUUGGAGAAGCUCAGUGAUUUGAAUAAAUCGUUAGCAGAAUAUUGCCGACAGAAGUUACACAAUGGGUUUAAGGCAGAAAUAGGGCAGCCUUGUUGUGCUUUUUUUGCGGAUAUACAGCCUAAAAACAAAUAUUGGACUAAAGAAGCCAUAGCAAGAUUUCAGAUGUGUAUUUCGGGGGUAAAACUCCAAGCCAGAGUGGUUGAAAUCACUGAAAGGGGAGUAGGAGUUGAACUCACUGACCUUUCCACUUCAUAUCCCAGGAUAAUUAGUGAUGUUCUGAUUAGUGAAAAGCUUGUUUUAAAAGCUGGUUCACCAUAUAAGGAUUUGCCAGAUAACAGACCAGUUAAUAAACACAAUCAUGAAACCUUCACCCAGGGGCUUCAAGCCUUCUCUUCAGCAGAGCAGUGGAAGACGAUAGAACUGCCAGCUAAUAAAACUGUGCAAGCGAGCAUAUUAGAAAUCAUAAACCCAAACUUGUUUUAUGCUAUCCCAAAUGACAUGCCAGAAAAUCAGGAAAAAUUGUCUAUAUUGACAGCUGAACUGUUAGAAUAUUGCAGUGCUCAGAAAAGUCAACCAUCUUGUAAACCAAGAAUUGGGGAUGCAUGCUGUGCCAAAUACACAGGUGAUGAUUUCUGGUACCGUGCAGUUGUUCUGGAGACAUCAGGUUCUGAUGUGAAAGUUCUCUAUGCAGACUACGGAAACAUUGAAACCCUACCUCUUUCCAGAGUGCAACCAAUUACUGCAAGCCACCUGGAACUCCCUUUCCAAAUUAUUAAAUGUUCAUUUGAAGGACUGGUGGAACUGAAUGGAAGCUGUUCUCAGUUAAUAAUAGAGCUACUAAAAAAUUUCAUGUUAAAUCAAAAUGUAAUGCUUUCUGUCAAAGAAAUUAUUAAGAACAUUCACACAGUGUCAGUUGAGAAAUGUUCUGAGCAUGGUACUGUCAGUGUACCUGAUAAGCUGGUGAAGUAUAAUCGGGCACAGAGCAUCACAUCUAAAAAUCAAAAUGCUUUACAUAAAGAAAAGAUGCAUAGGAUGAAUUGCUGCUGCACAGAGUUACAGGAGCAAGUUGAAAAACAUGAACAGAUUCUGUUCUUCCUCUUGAACAAUCCAACCAAUCAGAAUAAAUUGAUUGAAAUGAAAAAACUGCUAAAAAGUUAAGUAAGUCAAGUUUGGUGUUUUGGCCACUUGUCAGUGGGAUGUCUCCAGUCGUGCUGUGAGGAUAGAGCCGAUGGAGUGGCACCUGCUUUAAGGCUGUGUUUGAUUUUGUGAUGUCAUGAUCUGAGUUUGGCUCUGACGUUAACGCUGCGGUCCAGGCUUUGACCUGAUAGUUCGCUUGUGAUACCCUUAAUGAAUUUGAGCCUAAGGUUGUUGAGGUUGCCAGGGCCUUUCCUUAUUGUUUGAUUUUACAAAUGCUGAAUGUUGUUUAUAUGGACUUGUAAAGAUUUUGGGGGGAGGUGAAACUUAGCCUCAGACUCCUUGCAUCCAGAUUUAAAAUCAUCUCAGAUCUCACUUAUUUGCAUCACUGCAAAUAAGUUUUUUACUUUUUGUGAAGAGAACCUAAGGGCAUGGCAUGGAAAACAGUGCACUGACAGUAGAUUUCAUUUCCAGGUGAAACAUUACCCCUCUUUAGGCUGUGGUGAUGCCAGUGUUUAAAGGACAUGUUUGGUGACUCUAAACCGAUAGUUACCCUGCUUUUUCAAUGUCCUGGUAUCCUCUCUCCGAAGAUGGCCCUCAGAAAUUACUCUGUGAAAAUAUCCAAUUAGAAUUUCUGAUAAAAAUGGAAGUUAACUCCCUUACAAUUUUGAGUUUGAUAUACUUUCAGCCAAAACGCAGGAGCUUUGCUUUAUUUCAGAUGUGUGUUUUUGUUGGCCCAAGUAUAGUUUAUAUUAGAUAGUUGGGAGGUAGCUCAAGAGGCCAGGUUGUUGUUUAUUGUACUCUUAUUGGCAAGGUAAAUCUCAAAUAGGAAACAAUCGCAAUUGAACACAUUUUCUACACAAUACUCUAUUACAUUUGCUUUUAAGAAAGUAUAAUUCAAUUCUAAGCAAAAUGUUAUUAAUACAGGAUCGAGUUUUCUCAAGAUGUAUUUUUCUCACAAAUUUGUGUUAUUUCUUUUUCUUUUGGUACUGGGGAUUAAACUCGGAACCUUACGCUUACAGGGCAGGUGACAGCACCACUGAGCUAAAUCCCUGGCCAAAUAUGUUAUUUCUAAUAAGUUCUGAUUUAACAGUUGCAAUUACAACUUUCCAUCAUUUCUAACACACAGUUUUAGUGCUGACUGCUGUCUUGUGGGCUUGAGUUUAAAA
Heterocephalus glaber (naked mole-rat) is the source of this 4650-nucleotide messenger RNA. The record is from RefSeq and is a predicted model, not a curated record. NCBI's taxonomy places the organism in Eukaryota, Metazoa, Chordata, Mammalia, Rodentia, Bathyergidae.